This is a messenger RNA of Ilyonectria robusta, 1875 nucleotides long. RefSeq names its product fungal-specific transcription factor domain-containing protein. Bases 1 to 1875 code for a protein of 624 amino acids. Gene Ontology annotation, molecular function: zinc ion binding; DNA binding. Gene Ontology annotation, cellular component: nucleus. The transcript has 5 exons. The record is from RefSeq and is a predicted model, not a curated record. NCBI's taxonomy places the organism in Eukaryota, Fungi, Ascomycota, Sordariomycetes, Hypocreales, Nectriaceae. Gene Ontology annotation, biological process: DNA-templated transcription.
AUGCAAUCUGCUGGUCCGCUGCGGGCUCGCUGCGGCGACUGUAUCUUCCCUGUCACUCGCAAAAAUCAAGAAAUUCAAGCUGAGUGCAAGACGCGCUGCGUGAGCAAAGACGGCGACGGCGACUGCGUCCACUGCCAGCUCCGGGCCAGCGCCUGCACCUUCCGGCACUCUCCCCCGGAGCGCCAGGCCACCACCGGCGCAGGCAGCAGCAGCGGCGGCGCCGCCCGGAGCCUCAGCCGGAGCCGCGACGAGUCGCAGGACGAGGUCCAAGUGCUCGUCUCCAAGAUGCAGUCGCCGGUGCAGUCGUUCAUCUCGCCCGCCGAGGCCGGCGCCUCCGGGAACAGCAGCAGCCAGUAUCUCCACCAGGCGCCGUCCGUCAUCGUGCCGGAGCUCGUCGAGCCCGAUCCCGAUCCGCUGGAGCGGACGCUGGGCUGCUCGUCGUUGCGCUUCUCGGAGCUGUACGGCUUGGGCAGCGACAUGGAGCCCAUCCUGAUGCGCCACCGCCCAUACGACAUUUACACCCACGAGUUCAGCCUGGAGACGCACUCGAUCCGCCGCGUGCUUGAGUACGACGAGGGCCAGGAGUAUCCCGUCACCUUCCACCUGGCUGCCAACGAGAAGGUAGUCAACCCGCACUCAACGCACGCCCUCGUCGACGCCAUCGAGGCGUGCGUGCGCCCUCACGGCCAGAGACUCCUCAACUUGUUCUGGCGCCAUAUCCACCCAUGCUAUCCCAUCGUGUCUAAGGACGCCUUCAUCAGCAUCCACCGCCAGUCCUACCGCAAUACCACCGCCGCCCUGCUCGGGGCCAUCUACCUAUCCGCCAUCCGCUGGUGGGACUACGACCCUGAGCUCUCCAUCCAUGCACCCCCCAAUUCAGCUCUCCUGCGCAGAAUGCUGCGGUCCGCUCUCCCAUCGUCAUAUCACCGCCCUAAGCUCUGUUCUAUCCAGGCCGCCCUCCUCCUUCUGCAGUGCCCGCCCGAGGAUCCCCUCAACCCCGAUCACACCUUCCAAUGGGGCCUUACCUGCCAAGCGCUCGCCAUUGGCCAGAGUCUCGGGCUUCACCUCGAUGCCACUAACUGGACCAUCCCUCUGUGGGAGCGCAACGUCCGCAAGCGCCUGAGCUGGGCUCUCUUUAUGCAGGACCGCUGGACUGCGCUGGCAUACGGCCGCCCCGUACAUAUCCACGAAGACGACUGGGCGGUCAAGGACCUCACUCCCGCCGAUUUAUCGGACUGUGAGUGUGAAGUAUCAGCGGUCACCCCAGGCCCAGGCCCUGACAAUCAUGGCAGAUCCAUCGCGUCCACAGGCAUAGAGCAGUAUAUGCAGAUGGUGCAAUUAACAAAGAUUCUUUCCGCUGUCUGUUUGAACUUCUACACAGCGCGGACAUGUCGCGAGCAGGACACCGUUACUCUCUUCGCCAAGGCCAGGCCGCUCAUCGAUAUGCUCACUAAUUGGUAUCAUAGCAUUCCUCCCACACUCCAGAUGAAUAUCAUCUACCAACGCAACUUCGUCACCAACCUUCGCCCAGACCACCUCGAGGCGUUCUGGUACUUCAUCUCGCCCUACCUCUUUUCCCUGGUCGGCUCCUUCACGACCCUGCUCCUGGUAACAUCUCUAUCGUACCAGGAGCGCCACUUUUGGCAGGAAACCCUUAACUCAUAUCUAUGGAAUCUGCGCAUGAUGAGCAAAAGCCACAAACCUAUGCAGUAUGCCCCCCUUAACGGCAAAGUUAGCCCCAUGGUGGGGAAUUAUGCAUUUGAUGUCUAUGAAUAUACCGACUUUGGUGAUUGGGGCCUGGCUGUGGGGGACAAAGAAGCAUAUGAUCUCCUCAGCGGUCUGGCCGUGCCGCCAGAUCCCAUGAUGCCCAGAUAA